This is a messenger RNA of Hermetia illucens (black soldier fly), 1390 nucleotides long. RefSeq names its product lysosomal acid phosphatase-like. Gene Ontology annotation, molecular function: phosphatase activity. The transcript has 6 exons. Lineage: Eukaryota; Metazoa; Arthropoda; Insecta; Diptera; Stratiomyidae. Gene Ontology annotation, biological process: dephosphorylation. The record is from RefSeq and is a predicted model, not a curated record. The coding region runs from base 129 to 1295 and encodes 388 amino acids.
AACUUCAUCCGCUCUGUAGUCUUUCCUUUAGGUGGUGGAGUCACAAAAUUGACAGGCACAAUCUAGACCAUCUCUGUUAAAGCUAUUUUUGUUCUGAAGGUAUCCAGGGGGUUGAAAUUCUUAUUGAAAUGGCUUUGACUAUUAACGCUAGGCGAAACUUGAUAUUAUUUGGUAUUUUGAUACUGAGUGGGGUGAAUGGGAUCAGGGCAACAUUCUUGCCGGGGUCCUUGCAAUGUGGAACAGGAGAAUCUACUCUAAGAGCUGUUUCAAUGCUUUUCCGGCAUGGGGAUCGAUCACCGACAUCAUCAUAUCCUUUAGAUCCUUACCACGACCAUCCCUGGCCGGGAGGUUACGGAGCCUUGUCGCAGAGAGGGUCUCAAGAAUUAUAUGGUUCUGGAUUAAUAAAAUCUACUCGAUAUUCGUCCCUGCUUUCUACUAACUGUGAAGCAGACGCUACGUGCACUGUGGACCUUGAUAAAAUUCUGGUUUUAAGCAGUGCAAUUCAACGGUGUGUGGAUAGCGUUGCAAAUUUCCUAUCCGGAUUUGUUCGAGUCGAAUGGCCCUCAAGUUUAAUUAACGUCAUCCCACAAGAUCAGGAUGAGAUGUUAGCUGUACCUGGAAAGUCGUGCCCCUUAUAUGAAGACAUCAUAACACCGGGGCCUAGUUUGGAUGCCCCGGAAUUCAAGGAUCUCAUAGAUUUCGAUUCAACGGAGGGUCAAGAAUUGUUAGCUUAUUUGGAGUACCACACAGGCCUUACUAUAGAUUCGGGUACUGCUCUGCUUCUUAUUGAGGAUACUUUAUUGAUUCAAAGAGACAACCAUCUUGAAUUACCUACUUGGACUGACCCUGUAUUUGAACAAUACCUCGUACCAUUCGCCUCCAAUUUUUUUGACGUUUGGGGCUCCUCGCAGUAUAUGAAAAUUCGCAGUUCGACUCUAUUUGAGGAUAUGACUAGCAGACUUGAUAAUCUAAUCGCAGGAUCCCAUAAGGAAAAUAUUUUGUUGUAUUCAGGUCAUGACGCAACUGUUGGUGGAAUGCUCCAUUUCCUUGGAAUUCGGAAUCAAACUGUCGCUAGGCCAGCCUAUGGAGCCUCACUGAAUUUGGAGCUUCAUGAUAAUUCAGAGAUACAAGACGAUUACGAAGUGAAGUUACUAUAUUUUACGACUUACGACGACCAAAACCCUAUUGAAGUCAACAUUCCAAAUUGUCAAGCACCAUGUCCCUACAAAGAAUUCACAUGGUACAUUCAGUCGAACCUUGUAGGUGAUUAUGAUAGUGUAUGUUCUCAGUGUUGAACUGACAAACGUUGGUUAUUGACUAGAGUUAUACCAGCACCCACCGAAAUCCUAUUUAUGAUCAACUUAUAUAAUAAUAAUAAAGCAACUAUAUG